UAUAACUCGUUUGCUACCACAAGUAGCAGUGCUUCCCGGGGGUAGCGAGAUACGGCGAUGAUUCCGUUUGAUGUGUACGCUCGACCCCCAACAGCCCUCGCCAGUUGCUGUAACGCCACGGCGUGAGAAGGAGUUGUAACGAAUUGACAAUUGAACGAUGGUCUGGAAGCGCCCAGAAAGUGUCCCCUAUCCGUGCGUAUGGCAUACGUUUCAGGCCAAGGACACGGAUAGUGACCGGCUAGUAACGUACCGAGUGCAGGAUCUACCCGAGGAUCGCUUUGAGGAAGCGAUUGCCCACAUGAUCGAGUAUUUCGUGUACGAUGAACCGACCUGUCGGGCCAAAAAUAUCGUCGGGGAGAAGCAGAGUGUUGAUGAGAUUGCCGCUCUGUGGCGUGAGUUUGUCAAGUUCCGGCUGGUGCUAGUGUGCUUCAAAGAGGGUAGCGAUGAAAUCGCCGGAAUGAACAUGCUCUUCGUUAGCAGCGCUAAUGAUCCGGAUACUUACGAACCCCGUGGUGCGAUCUGGCGCUGCAUCUACCAGUUGGUUGAGUAUACAUCGAAGCAGGCACGUGUCUUCGAACGAUACCAAGUAACGGACUAUCUUGCCGCGAUGGGGCUCUCGGUGGCACCGAAGUACCGUGGCCGCGGCAUCGCAACCGAGAUCCUGCGUGCCCGAAUACCCCUCUGCAAAGGUGUGGGGCUACCAUUGACAUCAACCUGCUUUACGGCCAUCGCCUCGCAGGCUGCCGCAGCGAAAGCUGGCUUCGAGGAAACGUAUGUCGUAUCGUACGAUGAGCUGACGCAGAUAGACGAGCGAUUUGUGUUCCCUAAUAUCACCACCAAGUACGUCAAGGUGAUGUCUAAACGUAUCGAAUAGAUGGAUCGAGAAAAUGUGACGUUUAACGUGUAUUUAACUACAAACUAGCAUAACCAAACAUGUGUUUUCAGUAAUUUGCAAUCGUUUAAUAAAUGCCUAUAAAUUCGGUGAA
Messenger RNA from Anopheles darlingi, 986 nucleotides. RefSeq lists its product as uncharacterized. Gene Ontology annotation, molecular function: N-acetyltransferase activity. Bases 158 to 874 code for a protein of 238 amino acids. The record is from RefSeq and is a predicted model, not a curated record. The transcript has 3 exons. Lineage: Eukaryota; Metazoa; Arthropoda; Insecta; Diptera; Culicidae.